GAUACAGUGUUCUCGGUGGAGUGGUUGCCAGUUUCAAGCAAGAUGAAGCAAGUACCAGAGUUUCACGAAGACUUCUACAUCCCCAUCCCUUUAGAUAUCAACAACCUCUCAGCUUACAGCCCUUUUUUGGUCCCCCAGGACCACCUGGGAAACCAAGGCGUAUACAUGGCCAUGGCUGUCUUCAUGUUCUUUAUUUUCAUCGGAGGGGCUUCAAUCAACAUCCUUACCAUUGCUUGCACAAUUCAGUUCAAGAAACUCAGAUCUCACCUGAACUAUAUUCUUGUGAACCUUGCCGUUGCCAACCUGUUAGUGGCCAUUUUUGGUUCCCCGCUGUCGUGCUACUCCUUCUUUAAUAGGUACUUUAUCUUCGGGGCGACAGCAUGUAAAAUUGAGGGCUUCCUUGCGACACUUGGAGGAAUGGUGAGUUUGUGGUCUCUUGCUGUAGUGGCAUUUGAAAGGUGGCUGGUCAUUUGCAAACCCCUCGGGAACUUUACCUUCAAAACCCCUCAUGCCAUAGCUGGCUGCGUAAUUACUUGGAUUAGUGCAUCGGCAGCUUCAUUGCCUCCGCUGUUUGGCUGGAGCCGGUACAUACCUGAAGGUUUGCAGUGCUCCUGUGGACCCGACUGGUAUACCACGAACAACAAAUACAACAACGAAUCCUACGUCAUAUUUUUGUUCUGCUUCUGCUUUGCGGUUCCUUUUGCCGCCAUCGUCUUCUGUUAUGGUCAACUACUAAUCACACUCAAAUUAGCAGCCAAAGCUCAAGCAGAUUCCGCUUCCACCCAGAAGGCAGAGAGGGAGGUGACAAAGAUGGUGGUGGUGAUGGUGCUCGGCUUCUUGAUAUGCUGGGCACCGUAUGCUACUUUUUCUCUCUGGAUAGUUUUCAACCGUGGUGAAGCAUUUGAUCUGAGAAUGGCAACCAUACCAUCCUGCCUUUCCAAAGCCUCUACAGUGUACAAUCCUGUCAUCUACGUCUUAAUGAACAAACAGUUCCGUUCCUGUAUGAUGAAGAUGGUCUGUGGCAAAAAUAUUGAGGAAGAUGAGGCCUCCACUUCAUCUCAGGUCACCCAGGUCUCCUCUGUUGCACCAGAGAAAUAAACCCAUUCUUAAUGCAACCUCAUCCUGCGGACAGAACCACUCUGACAGAGAAAAACUAUUUUGAAAUGACUGUAAAUAAUAAACAUAGACGCAAUAGGAAUUUUUGCUUUUAAUGUCAAAUAUUUUUUUGUAACUUGGCUUGCUGAACCAGUAGAAUUAGUAAAAGUUCAUUAUCAUCAUAAA
Molecule: messenger RNA, 1281 nt
Organism: Labeo rohita (rohu)
Lineage: Eukaryota; Metazoa; Chordata; Actinopteri; Cypriniformes; Cyprinidae
Gene: opn1sw2
Product: opsin 1 (cone pigments), short-wave-sensitive 2
Exons: 5
Coding region: 43-1098 (351 amino acids)
Biological process (GO): phototransduction; G protein-coupled receptor signaling pathway; visual perception
Cellular component (GO): membrane; photoreceptor outer segment
Molecular function (GO): G protein-coupled receptor activity
Source: RefSeq, a predicted model, not a curated record